Messenger RNA from Magnolia sinica, 879 nucleotides. RefSeq lists its product as uncharacterized. Bases 1 to 879 code for a protein of 292 amino acids. Lineage: Eukaryota; Viridiplantae; Streptophyta; Magnoliopsida; Magnoliales; Magnoliaceae. Gene Ontology annotation, molecular function: RNA-DNA hybrid ribonuclease activity; nucleic acid binding. The record is from RefSeq and is a predicted model, not a curated record. The transcript is spliced from 2 exons.
AUGCGUUCUCUUCAGAUGAAAGACUUUCUCGAGCCAGCAGGGCCUUUUCCUCCAUCAGCGGUUCUUUCCUUCCUUCCUCAAGAAAUCCUCAAUUGCAUAAUCCAGGGAGGCUUUGCAACUUCAGAUGUCAACCUGGAGAGUUUCUGGCCUCACGACCCCUCCGGGUCUUUCAUGAUCAAAUACGAAGCUAGGCACGGCCAGAGUCCCAUGACAGCUUCUAUCUCUAUAGCCCGAGUUAUUUGGUGGAGCAAAAUGGUUUUAGGUGACAGGCCUGUGCUCCACCCCCGUCGGGAGCACCUCAGAUUGGGAACACCUGUCACAGCCAUCCCUCAUCAGAAUCUCGAAACCAAUAUUAUCAAGUGGAGCAGGCUAGCGAGUGGUUGGGUCAAGUUGAACGUCGAUGGCUCCUCAAAGGGUAACCCGGGCUUAUCGGGAGGGGGAGGGAUCUGUAGGGGUGACAAUGGCUACUUCAUCUUUGCUUUUUCGUCCGGAUAUGGUACGGGGACUAACAAUAGAGUCGAGAUGCGUGCCAUAUUCAACGGCCUUACUCUCUGCUUGGAGAAGGGGCUAGAUAGAAUUGAGAUCGAAUCUGACUCGAAACUGGUUAUCGAUCUCCUCUCGGGUAAGCCCCACACCCCUUGGCUCUGGAGAUACUGGAUCUCUCGGAUCAACAAGUUGAGACAGGGGGGCACCUCCUCCCUCAGGCUCAUUCAUAGGGAAGGAAAUGGUCCGGUUGACUGCAUGGCCCGAGAAGGGAGCAACAACCAGACCGUCUCGGUGAUCGACUAUCUGGGCAACCUCCGUGACGCGGUUCGUGGACUCCUCUUCUUAGAUAAGGUCGGUCUGGGAGCUGUUAGGAGAUCUCAUGUGGGCAAGUAA